This is a messenger RNA of Lachancea mirantina, 429 nucleotides long. NCBI's taxonomy places the organism in Eukaryota, Fungi, Ascomycota, Saccharomycetes, Saccharomycetales, Saccharomycetaceae. The record is from the annotation of a GenBank genome assembly.
AUGUCUACAGCCGCUGCCCCAAAAAGGAGAUCCUUCAAGACCUACUCUUACAAGGGUGUCGACCUUGAGAAGAUGUUGGAGAUGCCAACGGAAGAAUUCGUCAAGUUGGCCCCAGCUAGAGUCAGAAGAAAGUUUUCCCGUGGUUUGUCUUCCAAGCCAGCUGGUUUGAUGAAGAAGUUGAGAGCCGCUAAGUUGGCUGCUCCAGAGGGCGAGAAGCCAACUGUCGUCAAGACCCACUUGAGAAACAUGAUCGUUGUUCCAGAGAUGAUCGGCUCCGUUGUUGGUGUUUACAACGGUAAAGCCUUCAACCAAGUUGAGAUCAAGCCUGAGAUGGUCGGCCACUACUUGGGUGAAUUCUCCAUCUCUUACACUCCAGUCAGACACGGUAGAGCUGGUGCCACCACCUCCCGUUUCAUCCCAUUGAGAUAA